Molecule: messenger RNA, 2189 nt
Organism: Papilio machaon (common yellow swallowtail)
Lineage: Eukaryota; Metazoa; Arthropoda; Insecta; Lepidoptera; Papilionidae
Product: zinc finger protein 271
Exons: 3
Coding region: 5-2185 (726 amino acids)
Biological process (GO): regulation of transcription by RNA polymerase II
Molecular function (GO): RNA polymerase II cis-regulatory region sequence-specific DNA binding; DNA-binding transcription factor activity
Source: RefSeq, a predicted model, not a curated record
CAACAUGGAGAUUGUAUACCCCAUGUUAUUGAUACCAAAGGAGUGUGUAAAAUUGCAUCACAACGCCGCACUUCUUGAUGACAUCAUAUUAGACAUCACCAUCACAUCACCCAACACUAAAGGUGAAGCUAUAAGCAUUUAUACAGGAUGCUGCCAUAUUAAGUUUACAGAUAAAGAAUAUAAUACUCCAAAUAAAUCAACACAAGGACUAGAAUUCAUAAAUAUAGAAGAUGCAAAAUCAGUUCAAGAUGCAGCUGUCCAAUCUACAUAUCCAUCCAAUGUAUGGAUAGAUCCGGCCCGGAGUCCAUACAUUUAUAACAAUUACACAGCAAAUGGUCUCCCCCCACAACAUUUUGUAUACAACCAUCAAGCCAACCAUGUAACUGUUCAGCAACAUAAUACAUAUAUAACUCAAAAUGUAUAUAGUUAUCCAGAAACCAUACAUUAUGCAUCAUCCGAAGAAUAUGGCUUUGAAACUUUAAUUAAUCAAAACAAUGUAACAGAUUUGACUCAUUUGUUUGAUGGCGAUGAAUUAGAAGAAUGUGGUUUGCUGCUAGAAGAAAUAACAUGUGAGAAAGAGCCUCCAAUUUUAACUGAGUCAAUUGACUUAGGUCUGCAGAGUGACAAUAAUGCAUUAAAGCAACUUAUGUCAAAUGGUAUUCAAAUACCAUCAAAACCACAGAAAACAAUAAUAUUUAUGGGCCCAGAGUGUGGUCAGACUAUCCAGAAGAUUGCAGUCAAUGAUCCAUUUUUAAUGUGCACCUCAGAUGAUAAUAUUGCUUCAAACAUUGUUGAUAUUGAAAACAAUAACAAUAGCAAUCAAAAGAAGUACCAGUGUGAAAAAUGUGAGAAAAUAUUUGAUCAAAUAACAGCAUUCAAGCAACACAUGGUUGUAUCACACGAGCGGAACAAAAUACAUCACGGCUCUGAGUGCGACAACGAGUUAAAGGUGUUCAUCUGUGCCCAGUGCGGGAAGAAGUUAAAGUCGCAAGAGAAGUUUGAAUUGCACAGCCGCGGCCACGGCGACCCAGACCUGGAGUGUGAAAAGUGCAACAAAGUUUUCGCGUCUAAAUUUAGUUUGCGGACUCACCGUAAGAUACACACGCGAAAAUAUCCAUGUCCGAAUUGUACGAAAUCAUUUAACAAACUUGCAGAGUUAAGAACACACCUUGCCAAAACACAUCCAAGUCAAAAAUGUGAUGACUGCGAUUUCACAACAAAUAACCAAACAGAUUUACAAAAGCACGAGAAAUGUCACAUUUGGCGGGAAAGUAACGAAAAUUCGGAAUCGUUUUUUCUUGACGAUGGUGUCUCUGACAUAGAGAAUGAUUCGGAUUCCGGAAAUAUUUACGAGUUACCGAUGGAUGUCGAUGAAAAUGACUCCAUUGAAAUCGAUAUAAAAAAUGCCAAUGAUGUUCUUGCUAAAGUGAUGUCAAAUAAGGUUUUUUUACUCAAUGCGAGAAAGGGGAGGCAAAACAAAAGAUUUAAAAAGAGUUGCGAUGUCUGUUCAAAAACCUUCACUCGAAUUGGAGACCUAAAAAGGCAUCUUAUCGAGCACGUCAUCAAGAGCACCCUGGCAAAGAACCCGGUCAGCAAAGAUGGCACUCUCAAUAUACAAUGCGAGGUGUGCCAAGUACAAUCCUUCACUAAGGUAGAUAAAUACAAAGCGCAUUUGCGCGAGCACGCAAAGUUAACUUUGUACCAAUGCACAUUCUGUAACAAAUCGUUCAGUGACUCCAGCAACUUCUCGAAACACAAGAAAAUUCACGGUACCGCGUACUACCAAUGUGACCUAUGUCUGAGGAAGUUUAAUUCUAAAAAGAUGCUCACAAAACACAUGCAGUAUCACAAGGAAAACACGCCGUUGCCGUGUCGCUACUGUGACAAAACAUUUCAUUUCGAGUCAAUGUUAAAUAAACACAUCAAAAGCACACACAACAAAGCUGCAGGGACUCGAUUCCGCUGUAAUUUUUGCCAGGCUUAUUAUAAAACUUUAAAAGAAAAGUGGGACCACGAAUGGUACAUUCAUAAUGUUAGGAAAGUGAAAAUCGAUUGUGGUAUAUGCAGUCGUAAGUUCAGAAAGUAUGCCGAACUGAAAAGGCACUGCUUAGAUAACCACGAUUUGGAAAUACCACCUGCCAAGAUGUUUUUACAGCAACAACAAGAUGAAAAGUAUCAAAUUUAGGAAU